This is a messenger RNA of Brassica oleracea var. oleracea, 1303 nucleotides long. Its product is annotated as post-GPI attachment to proteins factor 3-like. Bases 68 to 1102 code for a protein of 344 amino acids. The record is from RefSeq and is a predicted model, not a curated record. The transcript is spliced from 5 exons. Gene Ontology annotation, molecular function: hydrolase activity, acting on ester bonds. Gene Ontology annotation, biological process: GPI anchor biosynthetic process. Lineage: Eukaryota; Viridiplantae; Streptophyta; Magnoliopsida; Brassicales; Brassicaceae. Gene Ontology annotation, cellular component: endoplasmic reticulum membrane.
UAUCUAUCGUCUCUCUUUUGUUGCAAAGACCAGACUCUCUGACGGACUCGGAGAGUUUCCUACUCAGAUGGCAUUGUGUUACUGGAAAGCUCUGUUGCUACUACUACUGCUUUCAUGCCUCUUCAGUGUUUCGUAUUCUAGUCUCGGCGAUGCCGAUCCAAACUACAGGGCAUGUGUUGGAGAAUGCGAGAUAAGCGGCUGCGUCGGACAACUAUGCUUUCCUCAGUGCAACUCUUCGUCCAACACUGGUCCAUGGUACACACAAGAGCCUCUGUAUCUACAAUGGCAAAAGUGGGGAUGCCAAGGUGAUUGCCGUUAUCACUGUAUGGUUAAUAGAGAGAAAGAACGCGAAACUCUAGGUCAACCCCCACUCAAGUAUCAUGGUAAAUGGCCUUUCAAGCGUCUCCUUGGGAUUCAGGAGCCUGCUUCGGUUGCUUUCUCUGUGCUCAACCUAGCGAUGCAUUUCCACGGCUGGAUCUCCUUCUUUAUCACACUAUACUAUAAGUUACCUCUCAGACAAGAUAAGACGGCUUACUAUGAGUACGUUGGUUUGUGGCAUAUCUACGGUUUCUUGUCAAUGAACUCUUGGUUCUGGAGUGCGGUUUUCCACACUCGGGAUGUUGACAUCACUGAGAGGUUGGACUACUCGUCUGCAAUAGCUGUUAUCGGAUUCUCACUCAUCGUAUCCAUCUUGAGAACAUUUGAUGUUCGGGUCGAGGCUGCAAGAGUCAUGGUAUCCGCUCCAGUGCUAGCUUUUGUCACCACUCACAUACUCUACAUUAACUUCUACAAACUCGACUAUGGGUGGAACAUGAUUGUGUGUGUGGCCAUGGGAGUCGCUCAGCUUUUACUAUGGGCGAGAUGGGCUGUUAUCUCGAGACAUCCUUCUAACUGGAAACUUUGGGUGGUUGUGUUAGCUUCAGGCUUAGCUAUGCUUUUGGAGAUAUAUGACUUUCCUCCGUAUGAAGGCUACUUCGAUGCUCACUCUAUUUGGCACGCUGCCACGGUUCCUCUGACUGUUCUCUGGUGGAGCUUUAUUAGAGAUGAUGCUGAGUUCAGAACUUCUAAUCUUCUCAAGAAAUCUAAGACCAAGGUAAAAUAAGCUUAUUUGUCUGACAGAUGCAGAGGUUUCUUAAGUUUUUAUUUCCAAUGUUUUUAUUCAGAGAUUUGUCUUUGCCUUGCUUACUUUUGGUCAAUUGAGAUUUUGAUAUUAGUUUCUCAUUCAUAAGCACGCUUAUGCUAAUCUUUUUGGAGUCGAGACUUUGUUAAUAUUAUGAUAAAAUCUUGUGAUAUAUAUGAUUGU